AUGAAUCUGUCGCUGGUUGAUCCCUUUGUCCUCGCGCAGGACUGUCCCGAUGUCAUCACCGGCCGCCUACGCAGCGGCCACUCGACCUCUAUACGCUUUAGCCAUCGCGGCGACCUGCUUGCAUCGGGACGGCACGAUGGCAUUGUAGUCAUCUUCGACAUUGAGACCAACGGAGUCGCGCGCAAGCUGCGAGGCCACACGCGUCAAGUGCAGUCGCUCAGCUGGUCGACCAACGACCGCUACCUUCUCAGCGCGGGCCAGGACUGGAAGUGCGUGCUUUGGGACUUGAAGGAUGGGUCGCGGGUGCGCACCGUCCGCUUCGAGGCGGCCAUCUUCAUUGCAGAGCUGCACCCGAAGAACCAUAUGCUCUUUGUCGCUGCGCUCUUCGAAGACCAGCCCGUGAUUGUGGACAUGUCUGGGGAAAUCCCUGUCAAGCACUCUCUAUCGUCGGCGCCGCACCGAACCGACAUUGAACGCGAGAACGCCACAGAAAAGCAAACAGCACAGGAUGCGAAGCAGACGACGACAAUGACGCUCUUCACACCGACGGGCGACCACAUCAUAGCAGGCACAAACAAAGGGUGGCUCAACAUUAUUGAUGCCAAGACGCAUGAAAUGCGGUAUUCAUUCAGAGUUACCAACAACAUUAUUGUAUACAUUCGCUUGACGCCCUCGGGCCGAGAUGUGGUGCUCAAUUCGAGCGACCGCAUUGUCCGAACACUGCAUCUGCCCGACCUGAGCGAUCCCAAGUUGGACUUUGACACUCUCCAGCUGGAAGUCGAGCACAAGUUCCAGGACUUGGUGCAAAGGCUCUCGUGGAAUCACGUCUCUUUCAGCCCGACAGGCGAGUAUGUUACCGCGUCAACGUGGAUGAACCAUCACAUCUAUGUGUGGGAACGUGGACAGGGCAGUUUGGUCAAGAUUCUUGAAGGCACCAAAGAAGAGCUGUCCGUGGUCGAGUGGCAUCCAUUCAGGCCGUUUGUGGCCGCCGUCGGGGUAGACUCUGGGCGUGUGUGGUUGUGGUCCAUUCUGCAGCCCCAGCGAUGGUCGGCGCUCGCACCCGACUUUCUCGAAGUUGAAGAAAACGUCGAGUACAUUGAACGCGAGGACGAAUUUGACAUCCAGCCGCUCGAGGAGCUACACAAGCGGCGCCUGAACCAAGAAGACGAGGAAGUGGAUGUUCUUACCGUGGACCCUGUCAAGAGCGGGGGUAACGAAUUCGGGCCGGCUACGGGAGAUGCCGAGUUCAGCAUGCCGAUUCUCCUGGACAUUGAGGCGAGCGAUAGUGAAGAUGAAGUGGUGGCAGUUGGUGCUGGUCAGUUCCGACGCCGCACUCCCGGGGCCGCUCGGGAGUGGAUGAAUGAAGACGAAGUGGCGGUCAGCGGUGAUGAAGCACGCAGAGCUAACGGGAAUGCAGUGCACAACGGGAAUAAGAGACGACGGGCAGGUUGA
Messenger RNA from Exserohilum turcica Et28A, 1452 nucleotides. RefSeq lists its product as uncharacterized. The record is from RefSeq and is a predicted model, not a curated record. Gene Ontology annotation, cellular component: Set1C/COMPASS complex. NCBI's taxonomy places the organism in Eukaryota, Fungi, Ascomycota, Dothideomycetes, Pleosporales, Pleosporaceae. The transcript is spliced from 5 exons. Bases 1 to 1452 code for a protein of 483 amino acids. Gene Ontology annotation, molecular function: protein binding.